AUGAAUGACAAAUUAUUUCAUUAUACAAAGUUACAAGUACAUUUUGGAGGUGAUACUCAAGAAGUGGUCUUGAAAACUGAGAAAGAACCAACAUCAGAUGAUUUAUCGAAAUCAUUACAACAUAAUUUUCGUGUUCCAAUUGAUGAACAACGAAUCUAUUAUCGUGGUCAACGAGUCCACAAUGAUCCCACUAUUUUAUUAAGUAAAUAUGGAUUAUUUACUGGAAAUACAAUUAAAUUAAUUGGAAACCGUGGUCUAACCUGA
Messenger RNA from Didymodactylos carnosus, 264 nucleotides. Lineage: Eukaryota; Metazoa; Rotifera; Eurotatoria; Philodinida; Philodinidae. The record is from the annotation of a GenBank genome assembly.